AAAGUCUCCUCAUCGUAAAAAGUAAUAAACAUAAAAUUUUCCGAGUUUUUCUUCAAAUUUUGCAUUUAAGGACUCAUGUGAACUUCUAACUUGCUGCCUGAACUGCUAAAAAUUGAUUGUUUUUGUUGUGUACUUGCUUGAUUUUCGAUGACAGAACGACGUCCUGGAGGGAUUUUACGUCGUGAUCCCGUUGCCUUUCAAUAUCGCGAGACGCCCGACAAUGAGUUGCUCGUGUUCGGGUAUCAGUGCAAGCUGUAUCGUGACGACGCGAAAGCACUUUAUAUCGACCAAGGACGCCAUUUGAUUCCGUGUCCUUCGAAUACGUCACUGAAAGUUGAUCGUUUCGAUGUGCGCGGUGCUUUGAGUGAUCCGGUGCAAUUUGAACCGCCUCCCGGAGGCUUCAGUGAUCGAUUGGAAGGCUUGACGCCCGCUGAGAGAAAAGCCGAAGAACUUUGCGAAGAAGAGCGAUAUUACGAUUUGUUCCAUAAUGACGUCGAUGAGGAGCUGUAUCAACCAGAUACGGAAAAUAGCAACUCGAAUGGGGCAAAAAUUGGAUUUAAUUACGAUGGAGAUGCAGCGACAGUUGGUCCAAAAGGACCUGAUGACGAAGAAUCGCAAGAUGGCUUGGAAGCGGAGCCUUUUGUGUUGCCCGAGGGUUUUGUUGUGCCGCCUGACAUGGAAGUACCUGAAAAUAUGAAGCAACAUGCCGUAAUUGAAAAGACUGCACGAUUUAUCGCAUCUCAGGGAAUUCAAAUGGAAAUUCUGCUGAAGGCGAAGCAAAGUAAUAACCCGCAAUUCAGCUUUUUAAUACACGACGAUCGACUAUGGCCAUAUUAUAAACACGUUUUGGAGGCGAUAAAGACGAAAGUUUAUCCCGAAAAGAAGCCUGAAGCGGAAAAUAAUGAAAAUGAGGCAGCAAGACCUUUUGAAUCGGUUGCCCCGAUUGUCAAUAUGGAGCAAAUUAUGGAACAAAACUCUGUUCCCGUACCAAAUUACAUCCCAUCGCAAGACUGUGUCUACUUCAAACUCAUGAACAAAAUUGGAAAAGUCUCAGGAAUCACAAUUCAACCAAAAACUGCGCCUGAAACGAAGUCAGAAACGAAUGGCGAUGCAAAAACACCUCAGGUUCAAGCAACUUCAGGCUUAAAAGGUCUCGUUGCGUACGCCACAGACUCUGAGGACGACGAAGAAGACGAACCCGAGUCAGAAAAGGAAGAAAAAUCGUACAAUGGAUCAAUCCCGCCGUCUGAAAUUCAAAACAUCAUCGAGAAAGUCGCUUCGUACGUCGCCAAAAACGGCGACGAAUUCGAAGAAAUUAUGGCAAAUCGUACAAAAGACGAUCCCCGUUUCGCAUUUCUCGCAAAAACAAACGAUUUUCACGGAUAUUACCUGCACAAGUUGGAAGCUCUUGCCCCGCAUAUCGUCAAAGCACGUCAAAUCAAGGCGAAAUUGGCGGCUUCGAAACAAAACAACACUCCCGCGCCGGUUUCUUUCUCCAUUAAACCCAAAGAAGACAAUGCGUCGGCUGUGAUAAAUGCGAAACCCGUUUUAUUGCAUGAGAGCGAUCACAAUACCGAAAGCGAAAAUGAUGAAAAAAUCCCGACGUUGCCUGGCAACAUCCCCCUUACGUCAGAAUUGAAGGAAAAACUCAAAGAAGCUCGUCGCGCAAAGGAACAAAUUCAGAAUAAGCUGGCACAAGCAGCGCGGGAACGACUUGCGACACCCGCAUCGAAGGAAGAACAACUUCGAUUGGAGCGGAAAAUGAAGGCGAAGGCAUUUUUGGACAAAAUUCAGAAACCAACGACGUCAAUGACAAAUCCCGUCGCGCAAAUUGGUCCCCAACCUGUUCCCAUUGCCCCGAAAAUUGGUCCAAUGAACGAAGAACAACCCGCAUCAGAUGCAGAAUCCGUUCACUCGUUGCCUGAUUCCGUCAGUUGUAACACGAUAGAGAUUUUAAGCUCGGGUUCUGAUGAUAGUCGACGUCACGAGAGACGAAAGCAUCGGAAAAAAGAUAAAAAAGAGAAGAAAAGUAAAAAAUCAAAGAAACGGAGAUACUCGCGGAGUAGAAGUCGCAGCUCAGAUAGUUCUGAUUCGCGUGGAGGAAGGUCACGAAAGCAUCGACGACGCAGUAGGACCCGAAGUAGAUCCGCCGAUAGACGAUACCGAAGGAGAUCAUAGUAGAUAAUUGUUGUUUUAAUGUCAAAAUUAUUUUUUUUUGUUCAAAUCUUUUAUUUUAGAUAACGAGAAAAAGUUAUAAAAAGAAAAAUAUAGAGAAAAUUUUCAUAUCGAAAAAUUUAA
Molecule: messenger RNA, 2298 nt
Organism: Culicoides brevitarsis
Lineage: Eukaryota; Metazoa; Arthropoda; Insecta; Diptera; Ceratopogonidae
Gene: su(w[a])
Product: splicing factor, suppressor of white-apricot homolog
Exons: 2
Coding region: 148-2178 (676 amino acids)
Biological process (GO): RNA processing; mRNA 5'-splice site recognition
Molecular function (GO): RNA binding
Source: RefSeq, a predicted model, not a curated record